GCGGCCUGUUGCGCCGUCGCCACUCCACUUGGAACCUAUGAGGACGUAGCUGUAGCGUACAGAGAAUGAAGGCUCGAACGCUCAAAAGAUAUGUGAAAAUAAUUGUAUAAAAACAUAUAGAAUUCUAAUCUGGUUUAUUUUUCGUGUGUUAUGUAUUAAUUGCUUGCAUCGCGUUAAUAAUUUUCCUGGAAAAGAUUAGUUUUUUAUAGUUCUAUGCAACCUCUUAUUCCAGUGAAAAGUGCGUGCGCGUUGUGUUCGAGUGAUUCGUGAUGCGCGACGAACCGAUUUGUAAAAGUAUUUGAACAACCGUGUUCGUGUUGUAACAGUUGAAGCUGUUUGUUUGAACAAUGUUUAGCGAUCUAUAGAAUGCGUGGAAUGAAUACUUGCUUCACGAAUUGGGCUGAAAACGUGAAAAAUAAUAACAUAACUCCACUCAGCUAGAAUAGUUAGGCGCGUGUUUCAAACGGUGUUAGUGAUUCUCCUGACGCCCAGUUAUGGCCAGUCGUGAUACAACGGCGUUAGUUAUUAGAGUCUACAAAUUACAUUGAAAUUUAGUUUGCCAAAUUUUUUCCUCGAUGCUUAGAAAACUUUACAAUUAUUCGUGAAUUAUGUAACUAGUUACAAUUCUAUUUGCUGAUAGAAGAUCUUAUAUACUGUUAGGUUUGUAGAAUUACGAUAUGUCCUUUCCGCUACGUUUAUUCCUCUGAUUCAUCGUACAGAUUUCUUUAAUGGAAGAAGAAAUAGUUGUAGAUGAUAUAGAUGAAAAUAGUAGCUCAGAAACUCUACAAUCAGACGAUCCAACAACAUCCGUCAUGCCUUUAUUAUAUAUUCAACAAAGUAAAUUGCGUUCCGCACCAACAACAACAACAAACCAAGCCAUGGUUUCGUCUAAUGCUCCUCAGCUUGCUGCCAUUAUUAAUCCAGUCAAUAAUCAGAUUGUCACAGGACAAAACAAAGUAUUUAUACAAGGGCCAAGCCAGGUUACUACUUCUCAAAGUAAACAACAUAUUGUAAUUCAUCGGCCAAUUAAUACUGUUAGUACCACAACAACUUCUCAAGGACAGAAACAUAUACUGCUUAGAAAAUCUAAUACAUCCACUGCUCAGAUUGUGCCCUUAAGUGCUUCUCAGGGAAAUCAAAGUAAUGCACAAGCAGGCAAACAUACAUUUGCGUAUCUUGGAACUCUCAUUAAACCCAACAAAUCACGCGAAUCUGUUGUCAUUCCAGCAGGUGCAUUAACAACAACUCAAAUAGCUAAACCAAAAUUGGUAAUUGCACCAGUUAUAUCACAGUUAGCUCAAACUUCGACGAACACUACAGUAGUAUCUCAAAGUCAACCCCCUAAACACAUGGCAAAUUUAUUACUACCAGUCAGUAUUCCUCAACAAAGUGUACCUACUAAAUCCAGUAUGUUCAACUUAAAAAUUAAUAAUGGCCAAAUUAAUAGUGAUAACAAAGGAACCAUUACAGUGUUACGGGAAUCAAAAACAACAAAUUCAGUCUCACAUCCGCCACCUUUGCAUCCUAUUGCAAAAAUGAGUUUAUUAAAUGCAAAUAAAGGAAAUAAUAAUUCCACAGACAGUAUAAAAAUUACAGAAAAUCCCGAUUCUGCUGUGAUUACACCUAUUCCAAAAAAAGAUGAUAUUAAUAUGCCUGAGAAACGAAAAAAAACCAUAAGUAAUAUAUUACGGGGAUCCAGUGAAAAGAGAAUGAAAAAACAAAAUCUUUCAAAGUCUUCACAGGAGAGUCUGGUUGAUGUAAGUUAUGCUCUAAGUAGCCCAGAAUCAGAACAAGACAAGGACAAGAAAGUGCAAAACGAUGAUGAUAUUACAUUGAUUAAAGUAGUUCCUAGUGAAGAUAAAGCUAUAAAACUUCCUAAUACGAGUAUGGAUGAUGAUAUAAAAAUAGAGAUUAUUAAAACGCGCACAAGUUGUGGUGUUGAGUCAAUAUCAGACAAUAAAAAUGACUCUAAAGUCAAUAAUCAUGAAGAUAUAAAAGAUCAUUUAAACGCAACACAUCCGAACGAUUCGAAUUUUGAUGCUGCAAAAGUCCUAGAUUGGAAAGAUGGUGUCGGUACACUUCCUGGAAGUACACUAAAGUUUCGUAUGAAUGAAUUCGGUAUUAUGGAAGUAGUAGACGAGGACGAAACUAACAAACAAAGUAAAGAUAGUAUCGGUGACAAAGAAAAUGUUUGUUCAACUCAGAAUUCAUCAAAGUCCAGUACUCCAACUGUGAAUAAUAUUAACGUUGAGAAGAAACCUGAUGAUAGAAAAUCUAGAACCGUCUCGGCGGACACGAUGUAUCAUUGCGAAGGUUGUGGGUGUUAUGGUUUAGCUGCAGAAUUUGAAAGUCCAAUAUCGUGUAGUCCAUCUUGCACAGAAAUAAUAGAAGCUAAAUCAAAACAACCUGCCAUACGAAAAGAAAAAGACUUAAAAGAUUUACGCGCAAAACGGAAACGUAAAAAGUUAUUACAGGAACAACAGCAGCCUAAAGAAAUAGAUGAAAAGUCUGAAGAAAAAGUGCAGGACAAAGUAAGAUCCGAAACGGAUGAAGAUACGAAAGAUACUAUCACAGCAAUGGAUGAGGAGAGCCAAGGAGAUUCUACCGAAUCUAAGUAUCCUUGGCAGACAGGAAAACUGGGAUUUUCGUGGUCGAAGUAUCUUGAACAUUGUAAAGCAAAAGCAGCGCCUGUUAAACUAUUCAAAGAUCCUUUUCCAUACACUAAAAACCAUUUCAAGGUUGGAAUGAGAUUAGAAGGAAUAGAUCCCGAACAUCCGUCACGUUAUUGCGUUCUUACAGUUGUGGAAGUAGUAGGAUAUAGAAUACGUCUGCAUUUCGAUGGAUAUCCAGAAAAUUACGAUUUUUGGAUAAAUGCAGACAGUAUGGAUAUAUUUCCUGCUGGAUGGUCAGAGAAGAACGGACAUCGAUUAGACCCACCGAAAGGUUACGUGGCGAGUAAUUUUAAUUGGAAUGCGUAUCUUAAAAUUUGCAAAGCUACCGCAGCACCGAAAAAUAUAUUUUCAAAUAAAAGUUCGGUCUUUCCAACUGGUUUUCGUGCAGGAAUGAAAUUGGAAGCGGUAGAUAGAAAACAUUCUUCGUUGGUUUGUGUAGCUAGUAUAGCAGGCCUAAUGGAUUCUCGCAUAUUAGUUCAUUUUGAUUCUUGGGACGAAGUGUACGAUUAUUGGGCUGAUGCAAGCUCUCCAUAUAUUCAUCCUGUGGGAUGGUGUCAUCACAAUGGUCACAGUCUUACACCACCAAAUAAUUAUAAGGAUCCAAAAUCUUUUACAUGGGAUACAUAUUUGAGAGAAACCCGUUCUAUGGUUGCACCAGCAAGAGCUUUUAAACAACGACCACCUUGCGGAUUUAAGCGCGGAAUGAAACUUGAAGCAGUCGAUAAACGUGUGCCACAACUCAUAAGGGUAGCAUCGGUUGAAGAUGUGAAAGAUCAUAUGUUAAAGAUACGAUUUGAUGGAUGGCCAGAAAAUCACGCGUAUUGGGUCGACGACGAUUCUCCGGAUAUACAUCCUAUGGGUUGGUGUUUGAAAACUGGUCAUCCUUUGGAACCACCAUUAACUCCGGAUAAUUUGAACGACAGACCGGAAUGUGGAACGUACGGUUGCAGAGGAAUAGGACACGUGAAAGGACCUAAAUAUGCGACGCAUAACUCUGCAUCUGGUUGUCCAUAUUCACCUCAGAAUCUUCAUAAAGUUAGACAGUUGUCGGAUAGACUGAAUUUAAAACAUGAAACAUGUGAUUUCGAGGAGGAUGUACAAGAUAAACCAAAAACAGAAAAGACUGAUAAAAUAAAAAUGGAGAAGUCCGAGAAACUCGAGAAAAUUGAGAAACCAUUCUUUUCGGAUGAACGCUUAACGAAGACUGAGAAAGAUACGAAGCUGGAAGACGGUGAUUUCUACGAAAAACAUUACAGGCCUGACAAUUUAGAAAAGUUAAACAGAUCGAAACAUCAUCACAGCGAUGGACAGACGGACGAUGACGAACUUUUAAGGAAAAGAAAGAAAAGACGACAGAUAUCUGAAGAGAACUUAUACUCUCUAUCAAAUAGUUAUAGCGAUUCACCGUUAAAUUCGAUGCCAUACGCACCAAAUAUGCCUGAUAAACAGUUGCGUACAGAGUUGUAUCAAUCUGUCUAUACUCCUGGAUACAAUCCAUUACCGGAUGCACCACAUAUAUGGGCGAAACAUAGCAACGCUUUAAACAGAGUAGUAGCGAAGCAAAAUACAAACCCUCGAAGAUGGUCAAACGAGGAAGUGAUCAAGUUCAUACAGAGCGUCCCUAAUUGUAAAGAGAUUGGAAAUAUUUUCAGGAAACACAAUAUCGAUGGCGAGGCAUUUUUAAUGUUAACUCAAGAGGAUUUAGUGUCGUUAUUGGGACUGCGUCUUGGCCCUGCUAUUAAAUUAUACAAUAGCAUAGUUCUUCUGCGACGAAGGGCAACGUGAAUCGGGUGCGAUGAACGCACACAUACUUGGAUCUUGCAAAGUGUAAAGUGGCAGCUAUCGCGACGAUAAUGUCAAAAGUAUUUAUUUGAGGAUUAUAACGAAUCAUCGAGAUGGAAACAUGUACUUUCCAUCGAGAUUAAGGACGUUGAUUUAAUUGUAAUUGAUAAGAGAAAAACGAAGGAGAGAUUUCUUAAUUUGAUAACGCAAAAGGAUCGAUUGUUGGAAAAGUGAAAAAGACUAUUGUGUGGCAAUUUAAAACUGAAAUGGACGAUAAUCUUGACUUUAUAAAAUAUAAGUAUAGCCCGAAUUUACGCGCAUGAUAAGUACUUACGAUUGUCCGUUUUAAUUUUUCUUAUACAGUGAAGUGCAUUCAGUCAUGUACAAAUGUAAAUAUUAAUAAUCUUAAUAAUUAAAUAUUGUAAUACAAAAAAA
Osmia lignaria (orchard mason bee) is the source of this 4889-nucleotide messenger RNA. The record is from RefSeq and is a predicted model, not a curated record. NCBI's taxonomy places the organism in Eukaryota, Metazoa, Arthropoda, Insecta, Hymenoptera, Megachilidae.